Molecule: messenger RNA, 1372 nt
Organism: Pocillopora meandrina
Lineage: Eukaryota; Metazoa; Cnidaria; Anthozoa; Scleractinia; Pocilloporidae
Source: the annotation of a GenBank genome assembly
AUGCCAUGGCCACGAUGUGGAUUAGGCUGGCUUUGCAUCUUACUAGUUAUCUGUAGUGUUGUCACAGUUGUCUCAUCGUACUGCGUGGCUCUUUCUCAUGGACAUAUUUAUCCCUUUCUGCCGGCGAUUAGCGAAACUGGCGUCUUAUUUCCGGAGAAAUAUGUCUUUAGAGAGUUAACAAAUUUAACUGCGUUUUUGUUCAUCUCCAAUGCGUUUGUCCGUUUUAUGCAGUACAAGCUUGUGGCUGAGCAGUGUCGAGAGGAGCAUGUAAAACUGCGACGUCUCAACAAACUGGCUUUUGUGGUCGCCAUCUUGGCAGGUGUCGGAAUGACCUUCGUGGCUAACUUUGAAAUAGAAAAGGUAUGGCUAACACAGUUAAUUAUAUUAGUCUUAAAACCUUCCAAUUUCCUUCUGAUAUUGUUUCUGAUUUCUAAAGCGGAUAUAUUUAUAUGUAAUAAGUUAGUGAGUGGCGUUUGAGAUUCAUGACACCAGAAACUCGCAGAUCGUGAUACGAAUUUUAGAUAAAGCGACUGGUCAUUAUUUAUCGCCGAUAUGGAGGACUCUCCUCUGUCCCCCUUUUCCUCCCCCCGGUGAUAAAUAAUGAUUGGUCUUUGAGUGAAAUGCAAGCAACUUCACGCUUAUAUUAACUCUUGAAACUCAGGCUUUUUCUGUCUCUGAAGCUAACGAGAAAUAGAAGAGUCCCAUAGUUCAAACCGGAGAUGUCCUCUCCGGGCGGGAACCUUUUUGUCUUACCCCAGGUAUUAUCGUACCCCGAAAUUUCGAAUCUCGGUGGGCGGGGGGGGGGGGGGGGGAAAGGAAGACAUACAGUUGGGGAGGUGCCGUAAAAGAAAUCACCCCAGGAUGUUGAGUGAUGAGGAUAAUUUAGUCAUUUUUUAGAGAAAGAUAUCAUGGUUGACUAGAACGUAGAUCGAAAAAAAAGCAUUUUUGCUCUUACACUAUUCAGGACUGGUCCAUUCACGACAUCGGUGCGAUGACAGCCUUUUUCAGCGGUCUUUUUUACUGUUGGUUACAAUGCGCAAUGUCAUAUAAGCUACGAGACCACGGUGUCAUCAACAGCUCCGCAGUGUGUCACUCCAGAGUCACGGUCUCUCUCCUCAUAACCUUUUGCGUGGCGAUAUUUGGCGCGUGCCAGACCAAGGCCAAUUGGGAAUGGGACCAAGCUCGGCCUCAUUAUCAUUUCUUAGCCAAACUCAAAUGGAGCCCUGAAGAUCCGGGAUAUUUUUACCACGUGGUAUCUAAUGUUGCAGAAUGGUGCAUGUGUGGAGGAAUGCUUCUGUUUAUGUUGACGUUUGCGCACGAGUUCCAGCAAAUAGAGAUAACGUCCGAUAUUUCGUCUACUGAUUACUGGUGA